GAUAAGCUCUCUAUUCACAAAAUUAUAAUACUGUGCUUUUGAAGCUGACACUCUCCUCUCUCUCUCUCUCCAUCUCUUUGUGGGGACAUCUUAAAACUCUCUCUCUCUCUCUCUCUCUCUCUCUUGCAAGUUUCAAUGGCUACUGAACUUGUCAACAAGACUCAAACACAUCUUGAAUACCCUGAGAUGAUUUAUGAAGCACUUGAUGCACUACAACAAAAAGAAGGCUCAAACAAGUCAUCAAUAUCAAAGUACAUUGAGUCCAAGUAUGGAAUCUUGAAUGAUACACACUCAAAGUUGCUAACUUACCAUUUGGAUAGAAUGAAACAAACUGGUGAACUUAUUUUCCUCAAAAACAAUUACAUUAAGCCUGGUCCAAAUGUACCUCCUAAGCGUGGCCGUGGAAGACCACCAAAGCCUAAAACUGCAUUGCCACAAGAUACAGAAAUUGCAGCUCCAAAGCCAAGAGGUCGUCCAAAAAAAGAUCCUAAUGCACCACCUACUCCCAAGAAACUUAAACCAACAAUUGUCCCUAGUAACUUAGCUAAUCCUGUUUCUAAAACUGGAAGGCCUAGAGGUAGGCCUAGGAAAGUUAUGCCACAACAAGCACAAAAUGGUGUAGAGUGAAGCUGAAAAUUUGUGGACUUUGUUGAUGGUAAUGACUCUUAUGACUGUGUUAUGUCUUAAGUUUUUCUUGGUUGGUGUUGUAUUUGUAGUGAGUUGUGUGUAGUUUCUGUAGCUGUGCAAUGUAGAUUGUUGGAAGAGUGUACUUGUUAUUUCAAGAUUCACUGUAGAUUAGAUGGUUAAGCCACAGCUAGCACAGAAUGGUGUAGGAUGAAGCUGAGAAUUUGUGGAAUCUUUGGUUCAUUUGGACUUAGUUGUUGGUGAUGACUCUUAUGACUGUUAUGUCUCCUUUUUUUGUAGUAUUAGUCUUCUUUUUAUUGGUUGAUGUUGUGUUUGUAGUGAGUUGCGUGUAGUUUUGUAGCUGUGUAAUGUUGAUUGUUAGAAGGGUGAGUACUUGUUUAAUACUUGUUGUUUCAAGAUUCAUAGUAGAUAGGAAGGUCAAGCCACAGCCAGCACUAAAUGGUGUAGAGUGAAGCUGAAAAUUUGUGGAGUCUUACCUCACUGGACUGUUGUGUUGUCUUUAUUCUUCUUAUUUAGGUAUUAGUCUUUCUUUUUUUUUUGGUUGGUGUGUAUUUGUAGUGGGUGAUUUGUAGUUCUUGUAACUGUGCAAUAUGUAGAUUGUUAGAAGA
Messenger RNA from Nicotiana tabacum (common tobacco), 1253 nucleotides. RefSeq names its product HMG-Y-related protein A-like. Gene Ontology annotation, cellular component: nucleosome; nucleolus; nucleus. Lineage: Eukaryota; Viridiplantae; Streptophyta; Magnoliopsida; Solanales; Solanaceae. Gene Ontology annotation, biological process: nucleosome assembly; chromosome condensation; negative regulation of DNA recombination. Gene Ontology annotation, molecular function: nucleosomal DNA binding; double-stranded DNA binding. The record is from RefSeq and is a predicted model, not a curated record.